This is a messenger RNA of Siniperca chuatsi (mandarin fish), 5565 nucleotides long. It is a transcript of the gene gpr161b, whose product is annotated as G protein-coupled receptor 161a. NCBI's taxonomy places the organism in Eukaryota, Metazoa, Chordata, Actinopteri, Centrarchiformes, Sinipercidae. The transcript is spliced from 6 exons. Gene Ontology annotation, molecular function: G protein-coupled receptor activity. Gene Ontology annotation, cellular component: recycling endosome; membrane. The record is from RefSeq and is a predicted model, not a curated record. Gene Ontology annotation, biological process: G protein-coupled receptor signaling pathway. The coding region runs from base 1385 to 2980 and encodes 531 amino acids.
AAAAUACUCAUAAAAUACAGUAACUGUACUAAUUGAGUAGGGCAUUGUAGUACUCUGUCCAAAGCUGUUAGAUAACUUUUUUCUUCAUCUUUUUCUGUAUUUUUAUUGAGAUAAACAAAACAAUAAAAGGACGGUGCCAUAAGUUCAUCAAGCCACAGACUGAUCUCUAAAAUAAUCAUACAUUAACCAAAGUAAACUCCACAAACAAAGAAAAAAACAAGAAAUAAGAGCACUAAUAUUGCACCACUGCCCCCCUCCAUCCCAUAAACCAUAAAAUCCACCUCAAGACCACCACCCUUUAUCCACUUCAGACCUUAUGAAGGAGCAGAUCAUCUACAGUAAGGACUUCACAGCAAUAAUAUAUAAUAAAAUAAUGAUGAUAAUUAUACAACUUCUCAUGUUGAGAUUUAUAGGUGAUAAAAAUGAUGAAAAAAGGAACAAUGAAUGUCAACUCCUACUAGCAGAAUAUAGAUUUUUUUUUGUCUGUCUGUCUGUGUUUGGCAUAUCUUGUCAUAAGUUUGUUCCCCUGGACAUAUUAAAUACAUUUAGACUAGAACUGUUAGCUGAUAAUGCGAUGAAAGCUUACAUAUGAAAGUGCCAGGGACCACCUUUGAAGCAGUGUUUUGUGAUGUAUGUUACUGCCAUGCCUACCUCCUGUAGAGCUCAUGAUUCCUGGCAGUAACAUUCAGUGCGCCAUCACGUGGACGGAGUCGGUAACGUCCCGGUUCUCUGAUUGGAUAACGGAAGGUGACGUGUUUGUGCGGGAAGCUUUGAUCUACGUGGGUGGUCCAGCCGGAUAAAUAAUGCUACAUAGUACUUCAUUCAUAAACAUCGCCAGCCUGUUAUUAAAGAAAAUACACAUGCGUACAUUGACAGUUUUUGUAAACAUCAAUACAAACGCCUACACUAACUACAUGUUGGAUCCGAAAAGGAAUAAAAUCUGGUUUUAAGGUUUUCAGCACAUACAUUGUUAUUUUGAAUUAAAAGCGCGUAAUUUACAUGCAAUAGCGUAAUAAGCCACACACGUUAACCACAGAUAAAUCACGUUAGCUGCUACCAUGGCGAUACGAAAACCAGGCAAUUCUCUUCGACGACCACCCACACACUAAAUGAGUCUGCUAGAGGAGAGGGAGGUGAAGCUGAGGUGGGAGGAGGACGCCAUUGCAGCCGCAGCUGGCCGUUUGUGAUUCGGCUGAGGAAGGACAAACGUUACCAAACUUAAUGUCGAGGGGGCUUUCAGAGAUUUGUUCAGGCUCGGCUCUCAGUGACUGGAUUAUAGUGUGAAAACGGACAAGUAGGAUGGACGGUUUGCCUUUGCGGAGGAGAAAAUGUGGAGCCACAGCGCCGAACCGAAGCAGUCUCCUACCAUUCCUUCACCUGUCGGAUGGCCCAGUCUCUCACCAUGAACACCAGUAGGAACUGCACCACAGUGGGUAAUGGUGAGGGUCUGGCUGUCCUGGAGUCAGUCUCCAUCGUGACCAUCACACUCCUCGCCUGCCUCGGGAACCUCUUGAUUGUGGUAACCCUCUAUCGCAGGCCUUAUCUGCUCACGCCGAGCAACAAGUUUGUGUUCAGCCUGACCCUGUCCAACCUGCUGCUGUCCAUGCUGGUGCUGCCAUUUGUGGCCGUGAGCUCGGCAAAGAGAGAGUGGGUGUUUGGGGUGGUGUGGUGUAAUUUCACUGCCCUGCUCUACCUGCUCAUCAGCUCUGCCAGCAUGCUCACCCUCGGAGCUAUUGCCAUUGACAGGUACUAUGCAGUGCUUUACCCGAUGAUCUACCCCAUGAAGAUCACAGGAAACCGGGCGGUCGUCGUCAUCGCCUAUGUGUGGUUACACUCUCUGGUGGGCUGUCUGCCUCCUCUGUUCGGCUGGUCCUCCUUCGAGUUCGACUGCUUCAAGUGGACCUGUGUUGCGUCUUGGCACAGAGAGCCGAGCUACACAGCCUUCUGGGUCACCUGGUGCACCCUUCCCUCCUUCCUCAUCAUGUUUGCCUGUUACGGUGUAAUUUUCCGUGUUGCCCGCAUGAAAGCCCGGAAAGUACACUGCGGGACAGUUGUUGUGGCCCAGGACGACUCCACUGGAGCUCAAAGGAACGGACGAAAAAACUCAAGCACCUCAACUUCCUCUAAUGGAAGCCGGCGGAGCCUUGUGUAUGCAGGGAGUCAGUGCAAGGCCUUUGUCACCAUCUUAGUGGUGAUCGGCACCUUCCUAGUGACCUGGGGGCCGUAUGUUGGGGUGGUGUGUACCGAGGCUUUGUGGGGACAAGGGAGUGUGUCUCAGGGACUGGAGACUUUGGUAGCAUGGCUGUCUUUCUGCAGCGCAGUGUGCCACCCGCUCAUCUACGGUCUGUGGAAUAAAACGGUGAGGAAGGAGCUGCUGGGGAUGUGUUUUGGAGAUCGCUACUACAGAGAGUCGUUUGCCACGCGGCAAAGGACGUCCCGCCUCUUCAGCAUCUCCAACAGAAUCACAGACUUGGGUAUGUCCCCACACCUGACAGCCAUGCUGGCCGGUGGAGGUCAUCUGCUGGCUCCCGGGAGCAGCACAGGAGAUACUGGCUUCAGUUUCACUCAGGACUCAUGCACAGACGUGAUGCUGCUGGAUAACUUCUCCACAGACGGCUCCUCUCACUCGCAGCACCACGGGAAUCCGUCCGGGAAGAGGAGGAGCUCGGUCACCUUUGAAGACCAGGUGGAGCAUACCAAAGCUGAAAACAGCAACACAUCCUCAGUUCAAGUCCAUGCAGAGGUACACAAAUCACUCGAAACCUUUGCCUCCUGUCUGGCGAAAGCUAUAGAGAGCGACGCUAAGCUCACCCUGUUUGGGGAGGAUCUGGCUCUGCCGGGGGGGCUGUUUACGACCAGGGCAACACAGAGACCCAGAUACCUGGACGGUCAGAGACUGAGGCUGGAAAGUAUCGAUGAGGGGAUCGUUAAAGAUGACAGAGACGAAGAAGAGCAGGAUGUGGAUAUAAAACCAGCCUGAGCACAGCUGGUCUGCUCAUUUGUUGGACAUGCUUAUAGACCGAACUCAGUUUAUUAGUGAACUGCAAGGGUUUCACACCCUUCGCACGACUAUAUAUGACCAUUCAGAGUGGUGCUCGUCUCACUCAGUGGUAUAGUUUAUGAAGUCUCUACACAUGGGUACUCCAUACUUGAAAUUAUUAGGAAACAGGAAGAGGCACAUUAUUCAUUCCACUAUGUUGGACCAAGUGCACACCAUCAGUGCCUUUGCAAGCUUUUGUAUGGAUUUAUGUAAUCAACUAGGAAGCCGUAACUACUGUAACCUAAAUGAUCUGAUUGUUGUAGUAAUUAGUUUAUCACUAUAUAUUAUUGUAUGUUCUCAGAAAAGGGCUGGGCAGUAUUAAAGAAAUACAGUUUCUAUCUUCCAAAAGACUCGUAACACUGUAAUCAGAUCACUUUCAAAUUCCUUUAUCACAUUAAGAAAAGUAUGUUUCAAACCCAAAUUCUCUCUUAUUCAGGUACAGACAAAGAGCCGGUUUGUACUUGUACUGCACACUGAUGGUCCACAUACACAGGUGUUUCCUCUUAAUGUGCCCGAUCAGAUAAACCUCUUUACUGGACUGUGUGGGUGUGUACAAACUGUACUUGAUUGACACUCUGUUAACUUUGUUGCAACUGUUGAUGUGGGACAAUUGCCUUAUUGGUACAUGGUGACCUCACAUUAUUUCCCAACAUACCUCCACCCACCUUCAACCUGAUGCUGCGUUCACAUCAUAUGGGCUGGAUGGGAAAGAUUCCCAUGUUUAUGGCUUAUUAUGCGGUUGUGUGACUGCAGUGUUGGACGUGUGAGAGUUAAAAUACUGUGCACUGACAAAAUAGCACCAUAUCCAUUGCAUUGGAUUUUAAUUACCUUGAAGGACGGACUUUGGCUGAUGUGAGGCGUCCAUAUUUGUUUGUUUUUCAGAUACUUCUGUAAUAUUAAGCACCAAGUCGGCUAUAUUGGAGCUUUAGUAGAGGUCUAAUCAGCCAGAAUCAGUGAAAACACCUGUGCAGGUGUGUAGGGCCUUUAAUGUAAUACAGAAGACAUUUUAAAGGGAGCAGAUAUCUGUGUUGAGUCCUUUGGGUGACAGAAAUCAGUUUUGUUUGGACUUUGGCACGUGGACAAGAUAGAUUCGUCUGUGUUUUGACACAGAUUGUUUAAUAGCAUUACAGUAAGCAGAAAGCCUCCGUCUGACACUGACUGUAAAUCACAAUUUGUUUACAUUUGGACAAACUCAUCUGUUAUAAUUCUGACUGAUGGUGCAGACUCAUUUUUAGCCAACAAUUAGACUGAGGAAAAACACCUCAAAGACAUUUUGACAUGUCUCAGUAGGAAAAAUCACAAGUGUAAAUAAUAAAAUUAAAGAUGGCUGAAUUCCAUUUAGCUGCUUCAGUUUCAGGGUCCUGGUGUUGUGCGUGCUGGCUCACUAUCAUGGCUUACUGGGACACUUGAAUAGAGCAGAGCCAUCAUUAAUGUUAUUAGUGACACCUGUGCUUUUCCUACUGUGACAGGUCCAAAUGUCUGCUGUGAAAAAGAUUUAUUGAUUUUACAGGCAUCUGCAGGUGUCAAUGUGAACGUCUUUGUUAGCCCCGCAGUAGAUGACUGAUGUCCUAUCAAAGGGUUAUUUCUGACUUCUACCCCAGUGCAUUCUGGGCCAACCCUGAUUGAUAUAGGAAAUCAAUGGAUUUUAAAAGUAAAUUGUGUAUUGUAAUUCCUCAUAAGAAAAUCUCAAAACAAUUAUAGUAUAUUACAGUAUGGCUAUGUAUUGUCCAGCCCUGAGCUUCAUCAUAUGAACAGAAUCUGUUGGCCAACAUCUGUAGUAUUGAUAAGGUGACGUCCUCCUUAUGGUGUAGGUACCUGACAGGUGUAUUAGAAACAGGGACAGUCCUGACAUUUCAAGAUGAUCUGCUACAGUAAUUGCACUUGAACAUGCAAUGUGCGCUUGUUCUCAUAGAAACCACUUUCAUUGUCAGAGAAGGCGAUUAUUAACAGUCAAAUGAGUUAAUGUUAAAGUUCAAAAUUAGGUCAUUUGGAGACCGACUUAUCAGUAUUUCAAGAUUAUUAUAUUAAUGAAAAAGCAUUAACAAGGGUACACAUUUCACAAUAUUGUGCACAUACUGAGCAGUGCAAAGCGAUCAUGUCAGAAAUAAAUUACUAUAUGUUGCUAUAUUGAUCCAUGAAAAUGAACUUUGGUGUUGAAUUAGUAGACAAGUUCUGUCUUAAGGAAAAACUGGUCUUUAUCUACAACACUGUGUCUUAGUAAAUAUUCAUUGGUACAUGUGUUUUACCUCAGUUUAUACACUCCAUCGCUCCCUUUAAUAAUAGAAAAGGAACUCAGAGGACAUUUGUAAUAAGUAGAGCACAAUUCUGGUGCUUCAGUCUUACCUCGUAUCUUCAUAUUAUGUUUGAAUGGUACUUUUAUAAGAAAAAGCUAAAAACCUGAGAAGUGAUGUAACCUUUUGAUUUUCACUAUACAGUAAGUAUUAAUACAAAUAUUUGCAUUAAAGUUUUGUAUCGAGAUUCUUCUAUUAAAACUUUUUUUUUAACAUAAAACCUUUCUGAAGCAA